This is a messenger RNA of Carassius gibelio (silver crucian carp), 3966 nucleotides long. Its product is annotated as nonsense-mediated mRNA decay factor SMG7-like. Lineage: Eukaryota; Metazoa; Chordata; Actinopteri; Cypriniformes; Cyprinidae. Bases 648 to 1325 code for a protein of 225 amino acids. The record is from RefSeq and is a predicted model, not a curated record. The transcript is spliced from 6 exons.
GUUCCCUAAUUAGUAAGCAAGCAUUCCUUUCCGAACACAGCUUCAGUGCUUAUUCUCAGUCACUUGCUUCCACUUGCCCUUUGGUUUCUACGGGCUUAGCAUCUGUACAAUAUCUGUUAUGACUAUGAUUAUCAUAGUUUUCCGGCUUUAGCUGGGGAUCAUUUACAGCCAUACUUUGUUUUAUUGAAACUUGAUCUCCGCGCAUGCUUUCUAAUUUUUCAUCUCUUUCACGUUUCCACCUCUAGCUGUUUAACUGCUCUGAAGCAUUCUGAGAUGCGUUUCUGUGUUGUUUGAAAGACUAUUUUACUUUUGAGUAAGUCAAACAGCUUUAUCACAGGUCGCAAACAGAAAUCAGGUUGAGAAUCGCACUAAUCUUCACAGGCUGCUGUUUUUCUCAGCUAUGACAGGCUGCUUCCUUUUUUCUUACAUCCUGUUUCUCUCAUCCCUUUCCCUCCCUCCCUCUGUCUCUCCUUCCUUCCCCUUUGUGCCUCGUCUUUCACUAGGACAACAAGAGCUCCCCUCUUCUGCCCCCAGACCUGUUAAAGACUCUGGCGGACUUUGAGGAGGAGGAGGAGCUGCUCUUUACUAAACCUCAUGAUUUCUACCAGGCCUUGGCUGGCCCUCUUAAUUCUGCUCCUGGAAGGAACAUGUUUCUGCCAAAUCAGUCCCGACUAGACAGUGGAGCUGAUGUGAUUGGUCAAUCCUCUCUUCUCCCCCGAUUUUCCAUUCAGGAGAACUCCUACCAGAACAGCAUUUUUAGCGAAGCCUAUGGUAAAAAUAUGGCUCCUGUGUCUAAGCCGGACAUACCCAUGAUGCACCAGGAGCCUUCACUCUACUCCCUGUUUGAAGGAAAUCCAUGGUCCCCUUCCAUUCCUGCUAGCUCAGAUCAUUCUACACCAGCCAGUCAGUCCCCUCACUCUUCCAACCCAAGCAGCCUGCCUUCCUCCCCUCCCACCCACAGCCAUGGCUCUCUGCCCUUUUCCAACUUCGGCCCCAUUGGGACGCCAGACAGCAGAGACCGCCGUGGUACCGAUCGCUGGAAGGCUGAGAAAACUGGUGUGAGCGGCUUUGGGUUGGACUACCUGCCUUCUGCCUCGUCCUCCUCUGUGACCGAUACCAACAGCUGGCACCAGGGGGCGCAAACCAGCAGCUGGGCAGCCCAGGACAUGCCAAUGGAGGACUCCUCCACUGUCCUCCUUGACAGUUUCAAGUCAAUCUGGUCGAGCUCUAUGAUGCAGCCCGGUCCGUCUGCUCUGGAGCAGCUCCUGAUGCAGCAGAAACAGAAGCAGCAGCGCGGUCAUGGCAACAUGAACCCGCCACACUGAGAGUCCACAGGAAGACGCACAUGUGUGAAACAUGAUUCAACAAAAGAGGUGAAACACCACAAGCUCCAAUCGGAAAUUUCCGGCAUUACCUGCGCGCAGAAGCUGGAGACGGCAAACGAUGUGAAGCGACAGGCUCAAAACGAACCGCUCGCCUGACCGACGAGGGACGUGCAGCCCUCUCCUCUCCUCUAUCUCUCUCACUCACUCUGUCUCUCUCCCUGUGAGGGCGUGCAAGCACCUGACCCGUCACGCUGCUCCGCACGUAGCCGCUGCAGAACACUGACUCUGAGGGGGACAAACUCUCUCUGAUUGCAACACCUCUCUUCCUCUGGGGGGGGGUCAAAGGUCAUUCUCCUGUCUCAUCUGGACUUAAGACUCUGGACUAGACACCCUCAUGCCCCCUGCUUAAAUCUCUCUCUGUGACCGGCUCGCCGUACGUUAAGGAGUUGGGUGUGUGCGUGUCAGAAAGGGAUGUUUAUUGACGGCAGACGUGGUAAUACGAGGGACAAAAAAAGCAAGAAGGACUGGUUUUGUGUUUUUAUUCCAAGUCUGGAUUCAUUUUCUCAGAGGGAUUCCUGUCGCUGUGUUCAGAAUAAAAAAUAAAUAAAUAAAAAAAUGAAUGAAGGAUGAUGCGAACAGCAUGAAAGUGCACUUCUAGAGAAUGUGCUCGGAUAUUAGAUUGACACAGGCAUGGAUCAUGGUGUUGUCAUGUACAGUCUGUUGUUUUGUAAGAAGAGUUCGCAGAACGGGACAGGGAACGUCUCUAAAGUUCGAACCAUUAUGAAGCUCAUAGCGACAUUAUAGCUCGAUCAGUAUCAAGCGGAGUUGGGGGUUAGACUAUAGAUGUAGGAUGUAGUAUCAUUAGCUGCAAUAGAGACUGCAUUUAUUAACAAUACUGUAUUUUGUGACUUGUUCUGUAGCAGUUUUAGCUCUCUGAAAUAUUAUUCAGUAAAUAUGUUGAAUAGUUUACUGCUAACGGGGGAGUUCAUUCGCUAUAAAUGUGUGCUUCCCCUUUUCCCUCCUCUCCUCAUUACUUUAUUCUCUAGCUUAAAUGCAUAACGGCUUCUUUUGUUCUUGUUCUGCCUUUUUAUUAAUAGUUUUAAGCUUUAUCAGCUCUCUUUGUGCCUGGUCUGUGUUUUUGCUCUUCCUUUUUUUGUUCUUUCUCUAUUUUUGUUUUAAGGAAUCGUUAGCAUCGGAAUCACAGUUGGCACUGUAGGGGUGAGGAGAACGGGGCUAGCUGUGACGCUUGUUAGCUCGGCAGAAAGGGAUGUGAACCGGUGAAACUCAAUUUCCCACAGCCACUGUACUCGGUUUAAAACCACAGAACGUACCUCCGAAAAGACCCUCAGCUCCCGUUACACUUAGCACUAAAAAGUCGUCUCUGAGGAAGAGCGUCAAGCCCGAUUACUGCUUCAUUCUGAAAUCUUGUUACGUAUAUGAUCGGUUGCCUUGGGUUAGCGUCACAUGGCCAUGUUUCUCAAGCUAGAAAAGGGACAAGUCGUCAUAGACGCCCUGUUCGCAGCCUGUUUGGUUUUUUCUUCGAAGUAAAAAGCAAAUAUUGUAACUGUUCUCUUUUUAGUAGAGGAUAUAGCACUGAGUAGGCCUUUGAGACCUUGUGUGGGUGCCACUCUCUUUGGUAGAGAUGUUCUGGGGCCAGGGGUUUGCGUUGGAUAGGCUGAAAUAUCUAGAAAGCAUUCACAGUGGUCAUUUCUUCCUGGUUAAGUAAGAUGUUUUUGUUCGGCGAAGGUUAUAUGAAAGACAUACUCUCUCGUAUGAUGAGAAUAAAGCGUGUUUUUAUUUUUGAGUAGAGAACAUUUUAUUAAAGACGAACUUUAAAUGAUGUGUCUAUUUGCUGUGUGAUUGUGCUUCUCUUGUUGCAUUUAAAAUUGUAUAAAAAAAAUAGAGGAAUAAAUGAUUAAAUGGAACCAUAAAAGUUGAGUUCAGUCUAAGUAUCAUCUGCGGAAGAAUCUACAAGCAAAGUUUCAGUGGGAGCCGUGUGCCCCAUUUUGUUCAUCUUUUGUUUUCCUAUUAAAAUCGUUCAGCAAGUUUCAGAAGCCAGUGCUCUGAUUGGUUGCUGUGGAUGCCCAAUAUUCUUAUAUUCUUUUAUUUUGGAUGACUUUUGGUGCACGGUCUUGUGUGGAUGUGCUUUUUUCGAUACCCUCUAUCUCAAUGCAUUGUAAAUGUGGAUUUUUCCCCUGUUGUUCAGUAUUCCUUUUUUUUUUUUUUAUUGUGGCUUCUGUAGUGACGUACAUUACAAUGCUGAUCACAGGACAACAGCCUUGUGCCUCUGGGCCGUAAUAUAACAUUCCAAUAGUAAAGCUAAAAGAAAAUAUAACAGCCAGCUUUUUACAUUCAAAUUACCACUAAGACAGUUUGUCCCGACCCUAAAUUCAGUCUGUCACUGAUUCUGCAUGAAAUCCAUAUUUCAGAAUGCCUUGUAUUUUGGAUGAGGGAGAUAUCCAGUCAAGGGAUUUUUUUUUUUUUUUUUUUUUUUUUUUUUAAGAGGAUUUUGUCAGGGAAUAGUUGGGGGUGAGGAUAUCUCCUUCUAUAAUGGGCUUGAUUUAUUGUGUUCUUGUCUCUUUGUGGACACUUGUAAACUGGAAUCAGCUAUGCCUUUAAUAAAAUAAACCAUGUCCUCAUA